This is a messenger RNA of Oryza brachyantha (malo sina), 917 nucleotides long. Its product is annotated as mavicyanin-like. Gene Ontology annotation, molecular function: electron transfer activity. Gene Ontology annotation, cellular component: plasma membrane. The coding region runs from base 105 to 641 and encodes 178 amino acids. NCBI's taxonomy places the organism in Eukaryota, Viridiplantae, Streptophyta, Magnoliopsida, Poales, Poaceae. The record is from RefSeq and is a predicted model, not a curated record. The transcript has 2 exons.
CAGACACAGCAAAGCAGCAGAUCAGUGACAGAGCGGAGGUCCCCUUCACCUUCACUCCAGCUCCUCACAUCGCUCGCUCGAUCUGCCACUGCCAGCCACCGGAGAUGAGCUGCCGGAGCAAGAUGCUGCCGCUGAUGGCCGUGGUGGCGGUGGUGGCGCUGCUGCCGGCGGCGGCGGUGGCGACCAACUACACGGUGGGCGACGAGAAGGGCUGGAACCCGGACGUGGACUACACGGCGUGGGUGAAGAAGCACCGCCCCUUCUACAAGGGCGACUGGCUCCUGUUCGAGUACCAGAACGGGAGGUCGGACGUGGUGCAGGUGGACGAGGUCGGGUACGACAACUGCGACAAGGCGAACGCCAUGAGCAGCUACAGCAAGGGGCACAGCUACGCGUUCCAGCUGAAGGAGGCCAAGGACUACUACUUCAUCUGCAGCUACGGCUACUGCUACAACGGCAUGAAGCUCGCCGUCACCGCCAAGAAGGGCCCUGCCUCCGCCGGCUCUUCCUCCUCCUCCUCCUCCUCCUCCUCCAAGUCCGACACUGCCUCCUCCUCCAAGUCCGCCGCCGCCUCCUCGUCUCUCGCCAAGCCCCACGCCGCCCUCCUCGCCGUCGCCUUCCUCUUCCUCAGGAUGCUCUGAUCUCAUCCCCAAACCUCUCUUAAUUCUUCUUGUCUCUUGCUCGGUUUGUAAGUUACUUCGUUCUUGAUUUCUCUACCAUUUUCGGGUUGGUUUUUAACUUUUCUUCUCCAAGAGGUCGGAAAUUCAUGGUGUUCAUUUGUUUCCAAAGAUCUACUCCACUGCCAUUAGGUAGCAAGUGUGAAUUAUGAACAGUACUCCAAUUUUCCUCUGUAAUAUUGCAGCAGCAGUUUCUCGAGAUCGCACGAGUUCAGCAAAGCAAGCAAUUUGCUUCUCUUA